Molecule: messenger RNA, 612 nt
Organism: Momordica charantia (bitter melon)
Lineage: Eukaryota; Viridiplantae; Streptophyta; Magnoliopsida; Cucurbitales; Cucurbitaceae
Source: RefSeq, a predicted model, not a curated record
CAUGUGCUUUGUUUCAAUAAGAAUAAAAAGUUGUGUUGCUCAUCCUCCGGAUCUUGCCUUCUCUCUCUCUCUUUCUCUCUUUCUCUCUCUAGAAUUGUGCUAUAUAUUGUCACCCAUUUCACCCAAAUUACACAUUUUGGAGCUCACCAUCAUCAUCAUCGUAUUAUUAUUAAUGGCUUCUUGGAAGAAAACUAUCAUUUCUCCCUUUAGAAAGGCCUGCACCAUCUUCAACCAGCAGCCCCGAGACCCCAAAAAGUCCCACUCCGACUCAGAGCAAGAGAAGCGAGUGGACGUGAGGGAUCUUCAAGGGGAGGUGAUGGCAUGUGGGUACGAGGAUGUGCACGUGAUGUGGUCGAUUUUGGACAAGGCCAACUCAGGCGCCGCCGCCACCGCCGCCUGCAAUGUGUCGUCUUGACGGUGGCCGGAGCGCCGGCUGGUUUCUGGUUGGUUGUUGUAGAUAAAGCAAAAUUACGUUUCUCUCCCUCUCUCUCUCUCUAUCUCUCUGUGUUAUUAUGUAAGUGGAUGGAUUUUGUUACUUUGUAGGGAAUCCCCAUGAUUCAUAAGCUUUUUAAAUCAUGGUGAGAUUUAAAUUUUAAAAUUUUUCAUUUUUAA